GCUACGGCGUGGUCGGCGCGCCGCCGCGGCGGUGGUUCUGCGACCCCUGCCAGAGCGGCCGGCGCGGGUCGCGCGCGGCGCACGCCGACCCCAAAUGUGGCCUCUGCGGCACGCACAGCGGCGGCCUGAAGCGCGUCGGCCGCAAGGGCUGGGCCCACGUGUGCUGCGUCCUCUGGACGCCCGAGCUCGAGGUCGACGACGCCAUGUGCGCCGUCGACCUCGACGUCGGCCCCGAGCGCGCGGCGACGAGGUGCGACGUCUGCGGCCGCGGCAACGCCGUCCGGUGCGGCCACGCGGGCUGCCGCGCCGCGGUCCACGCGAGCUGCGCCCUCAAGGCGUCGACGCCCUUCGCCCUGUCCACCGCGGGAGAGGACCCGGACACGCCCUUCGAGGUGCUCUGCGCGCGGCACCGGCGCCUCACGCAGUCGCCGCGCGCGUCGCCGCGCGAGGUCGUCGACUUGACGGCCGACUCGCCGCAGCCGCGGCGCUCCGUCGACUCGUCGAUCGCGUCGCCGUCGCCGCCACCACGGCGCCUGCGGCGGCUCCGGAAGAACCACGCCCCGGAGCUGCCGCGGCGCGGGAGCGGCGCGAGCGCGGCCCUCUCCUUCGUCGAGGACGAGGCGUCCCAGGAGGCGGCGGACGCGGCGCUCGCGCGGCGCCUGCAGGCCGAGGAGGACGCGCGGGCCGCGGACUCGGACUCGGACGGCGACGGGCGGCCGCCGCCGCGCCGCCGGCCGCCGCCACCGCGCCGCCGCCGCGCCGCCGCGGACUCGGAGGCGCCGCCACGCCGCCGCCGCGCCGUCGCGGAGUCGGAGGAGGACGACGACGACGUCCUGGACGACGAGGCCGCGUGCAGCGACGGCUCGUCCGACGAGAGCGACCACGGCUCCGCGGACGACAGAAAGGCGGCGCGCGACUCGCUGCUGAACGACGAGUCCGAGGACGACGGCGGCUUCGACCACUCGCGCUUCGACCUGUCGCGGCGGUCGUCGGCGUCGCUCGGCGCGGCGCUCGGCCGGGGCGGCUCGAAGCGCAUGCGGCGCGGCGGCGUGCUGCAGGCCGCGCUCCAGCACGCGUCGGGCGGCGGCGACGCCCUGGACUUCGAGGACGCCUACAACAGCAACCGCUACCGCGACACGCGGAGCUUCUCGAGCGGCGGCGGCGGCGACGCGGGCCGCUACGUCGACACGGACGACGAGGAUGACGACGCGGAGGACGACGGCUGGACGCGCGGCCGCGCCGGCGGCGGCGGCGAGGACGACGUGCGCUGGGCGGACCGGCGCCUGCCCACCGUAAACAAGGGCAGCGGCUGGUCCGAUUCGGACAAGGACGUUUCCGACGUGGAUGAUGUUGGAGACGACUGGGGCGGCCGCUUCCGCGCGGCGCCGCCGCGGCGCAAGGCGCCGCCGGCGCGCCGGAAGAAGAAGAAGUCGUCCUUCGAGGCGUCGGCGCCGCCGCCGGGGCGCGCCCCGCGCCGCGGGCCGCGAAAGUCCUCCUUUCGCAUCCCCGUGCCCGUCGCGCGGAAGCGACCCCUGGACCUGCGGCCGGCGAGCCAGCUGAGCCAGGAGGCGCCGCCGCCGCGCCGGCCGCGCCUCGACCUGCGCCCCGCGAGCCAGCUGAGCCAGGAGGCGCCGCCGCCGCGCCGGUCUCAUGUGAAACUCGUGCCCGCGGCCGUGGCGCUCUCGCAGGGGUCGCUCUCGCAGCGGCGCUCGCCGCCGCCGCCGCCCGUCCAACCGCGGCGACCGCCGCCCCCGGCCCUGCGCCCGGCGAACGCCUCGGGCGGCGGAGGCCUGACCGAGGAGCAGAAGGCGCGCAUCGCGCGGAACAAGGCCGCGGCUUUAGAAAGGCAGCGCGCGCGUCUCCGGGGCCUCUGA
Molecule: messenger RNA, 1874 nt
Organism: Pelagomonas calceolata
Lineage: Eukaryota; Pelagophyceae; Pelagomonadales; Pelagomonadaceae
Source: the annotation of a GenBank genome assembly